Baudoinia panamericana UAMH 10762 is the source of this 1687-nucleotide messenger RNA. RefSeq lists its product as uncharacterized. NCBI's taxonomy places the organism in Eukaryota, Fungi, Ascomycota, Dothideomycetes, Mycosphaerellales, Teratosphaeriaceae. The transcript has a single exon. The coding region runs from base 186 to 1382 and encodes 398 amino acids. The record is from RefSeq and is a predicted model, not a curated record. Gene Ontology annotation, molecular function: protein binding.
CGUAAGAUGACUACCUUAAGCUUGUACAAAGCCUUGCGCUACAACUCCCGCCUUCGUAGCCAUGAUCAUAUCGCCGGUAAGCGUAGCAAGUAUUCUUUGUCUCUGACCCAAUCGUGCAUUGAGUGAGACCCCAUCGGCCGCUAUCGUUCGGUGGUUCAUUAAGCCUGUGUCAGUGAAAGGCAACAAUGCCUAGCCUCAAAGGCUUGCUCAAUAAGAAGGAUAAGAUCAGCAAAGGUAGUACUUCGAAGCAGGAUGCGCAGACAGCGCCGUCAACCGAGGAAAGGAGGCCGAAGGAACCGGAGCUGACUAUCGUACGCUGCACCACGGACACGGAGGAGAUCAUCGAACCGCCGAGCUUCCCAGACGAUGAGACUACAAGCACAACGAGUAAGCGGUCACUGGAGAAGAAGGAGAGGAAGCGUCAUGGUGUGGGCUUCCGGAAGUCUUCAAAUGCAGCCAUUACGAAAGAUCCAACAGCGGCAGCUCAGCAGGAUGGUGUGGAUGGAGAUCGACAUCGACAGUCGCUAGCAGUGAGACCGAAGAGCGAGAGGAAGAUCUCUGAAAGGUUCCACUUGCAUAGAGAUCGGUCCAAAUCGGCUGCGGCGGAGACGAGCGACAACCUGCCCGUCGAUUUGCCGGACGCGCCUAUAUCGAUUGCUACUCCUGCAGAAGACGUAGAUGGGCAAUCUGGCGGCAACAAGGAGGUUCUCGAGCAACGAGAGGCACAGUGGGAGAAGCGUGCAACCAUACUAGCACACAGUAAUCGACUGGGUGACGAGCGGCCAGCGCAAACAACAGGUGGCACUCGCAGUCGUAGUUCUAGCAUAUCCAAUCAAGGUGGCGACGAGAACAUACAAGAAGCGAUCCGCCUGCACGAAGAGGGUGACUUGGAAAGGUCGACAGUGAUGUUCGGCCGUUUAGCGCAGCCCAAAGGCGCAAACAACGCUCUUGCCCAAGUGCUUUACGGUCUUGCGCUUAGGCAUGGUUGGGGCAUCGGACCCGACCCGGAGAAAGCAGUGCAUUAUCUAUCAUUAGCUGCUGCCAACUCCGCGUCCAUCGAGGAGCAGGCCCUCGCAGCGGGCAUGAAGAAGGGCGGUGCCGCAAAAGGCGAGCUGGUUCUUGCUAUCUUCGAGCUCGGCAACUCCUUCAGGCAUGGCUGGGGUGUCAAGAAGGAUGCUGUUGCUGCGAGACAUUACUACGAGACUGCCGCCAACCUGGGAGACACGGAUGCCAUGGAGGAAGCUGCAUGGUGCUACGUUGAAGGCUUUGGAGGUGCUAAGGACAAGUUCAAGGCUGCGCAGUACCUUCGCCUUGCCGAGCAGAAGGGCAGUAAAGCUGUCGGCAAUUCUUGGAUAUGGAAGGAGAAGUACAAUCCGAAGUAGUACUUCGACACCCAAUGAUUCCUUGCUUCGAAACGUUUGCCACUCGAGAAGUAGGCAGGCUUCUUUGCUCGGUUAGCAAUAACCUGACGACUUCUGUGUAAUAUCUUCGAGCGCACCUUGAUGACAAGGCAGCCACACACAUGAUAUUGUACAUCCAGUUCGAGACCUGCAAAGUAGAGCUGCCAUUGUUGCUACUUGAUCGGCUGUAAGUCUCACUUACACUGUCCACCAGUGACAAUUGCAAACUAGAUACACUGAAUACAGCACGUGAAACAUAGACCCGUGGAGAUCGUCAAGCAGGUUAU